Molecule: messenger RNA, 1059 nt
Organism: Diaporthe amygdali
Lineage: Eukaryota; Fungi; Ascomycota; Sordariomycetes; Diaporthales; Diaporthaceae
Exons: 1
Coding region: 1-1059 (352 amino acids)
Molecular function (GO): acetyltransferase activity
Source: RefSeq, a predicted model, not a curated record
AUGCGAGCGCAAAGCGACCAAGGUGUCUCGACCUUGCAACACACUCCCCUUCGCUCCGCCUAUAGCCCCUCCCAGAUCCUCGCCUACCUCCAGCACAUCUCUUUCCCACUAUCAUUAGAUUUCCCUCGCAAUGCGCAGACGCUAACCCUCCUUCAUCACCUGCAAAUUACCACUAUCCCAUAUGAGAACCUCUCACUGCACUACAACCCACACCAUCUCAACGACAUCGACCCACAGGCGUUGUACCAAAAGCUCGUCGGCCCGCCGAACCGGGGGAGAGGAGGGUACUGCUUCGAGACAGCAGUCUUCUGGCUGAACAUCCUGCGCGGCCUCGGCUUCACAGCUUAUCACAGCCAGGCCUCGAUCCGCCUGCGUGACGGGCCGGUGCCCAGGGGCGACUUUGUUGGCCCGAGACAUGUCGUGACUGUGGUGGAGUUUGGGAGUGAGCGGUGGGUGACGGACGUUGGAUUCGGCGGCGACGGGAUGACAGCACCGCUUCCGCUGCUCCACGAGCUUGAGGCCGGGCGUGAGUAUCCGAAGCACAGGAACCUGGGAUCGCAGGAGGUGCGGGUCACGCGCGGUUUGUACCCCGGUGUGGUGUCUGAUGGAGAGGGCAACAAGGUCUGGUUCUACGAAUACCGUAACCGUCCAGAGGACGAAUGGAACCGGUACUAUGCGUUCGGUGAUCGCGAAGCUACAUCUUGGGACCUGGAGUGUGCCAAUUAUUGGGUCUCGUCGCACCCUGAGAGCUUCCAGCGGAAGCAGAUUCUUGUGGUCAAAUUCCUUAGAGACCCUGGUGAACAUGUCUGGAAGGAAGGGUCGAUAGAGGCUGCAGACACAGCCGAUUCGGGCACCAUUGUGGUUCCAGAGGUGGGAACAGUUGGGAAGAUCAUGCUUGCGGAUGGAACAAUUAAGAGGAAUCUAGGAGGCAAGACCGAGGUGGUUAAAGUUUGUCGCACGGAGGAGGAACGAGUCCAGGCUUUGAAGGAGUUCUUUGGGAUUACCCUGAGUGACGCCGAGAAACACGGCAUAGAGGGAUUUGAGACGGCUUUGGCGUGA